AUGACACCUAAGGAAUUUAUCACGGGUUUUCUCAAGAAAGAUCACAUGGAAUUGAACUACCGGCGACGAACCUGGGGAACAAUUUAUGGAUCCAAUUCGACAAUUGAAUUGGUUUUGGAAAUAGCUAAGAUCUUCCGCAAGAAAGAUGCCGCGCGUCAUCGGUGGGUCGAUUUUAUUCAGGCCGAGGCCGUCUUAUUAUGUCGGCAGGAGAUGUCUUCACGGACGACAGGCUCAUUCAUGAGCUCUUGA
Messenger RNA from Puccinia graminis f. sp. tritici CRL 75-36-700-3, 249 nucleotides. RefSeq lists its product as uncharacterized. Lineage: Eukaryota; Fungi; Basidiomycota; Pucciniomycetes; Pucciniales; Pucciniaceae. The record is from RefSeq and is a predicted model, not a curated record. The transcript is spliced from 2 exons. The coding region runs from base 1 to 249 and encodes 82 amino acids.